Messenger RNA from Batrachochytrium dendrobatidis JAM81, 1102 nucleotides. RefSeq lists its product as uncharacterized. Gene Ontology annotation, cellular component: membrane. Lineage: Eukaryota; Fungi; Chytridiomycota; Chytridiomycetes; Rhizophydiales. Gene Ontology annotation, biological process: carbohydrate metabolic process. The coding region runs from base 1 to 1038 and encodes 345 amino acids. Gene Ontology annotation, molecular function: chitin deacetylase activity. The record is from RefSeq and is a predicted model, not a curated record. The transcript has 4 exons.
AUGACAAUCAUACACACACUUGUAUGUACCACUGUGCUCAUAUCCACUCUGGCAUCUGCUGGGACUCUUAACCCUGCCAUGUAUCCAGUAAUGGACAAGCUACCUCCUGCAAAUGCAUCGUGGUCUGCUGCCAUUUUAAAAAAUAUUCCCAAUCUUCCAGUGAACCAAAAAGGUCUGCCCAACCCAGACUGGUCCAAGGAUGUUACCAACUGUCCCAAAGCCAAUCAAUGGGGUUUGUCAUACGAUGAUGGUCCUGGACCUUACACUGCAGAUCUGCUGAGUGCCCUUAAAGCCAGGAACCAGCUUGCAACUUUUUUUAUUAUAGGUUCUCGUGCCAUUGAGUAUCCCGCACAGCUACUUCAGACAUACCAGGCAGGCCAUCAGAUCGGUAUCCACACUUGGUCACAUCCCCAGGCCACCACUGUUUCAAGCGAGCAGUAUGUUGCUGAAAUUGUAUUUACUGCCCAAGCUAUCAAGGAGAUUAUUGGUGUGACUCCUCGUUUUUUCCGUCCUCCAUAUGGAGAUAUUGAUGACAGAAUUCGCGCCAUUCUACAAAAUCUUGGUUUAACCAUAGUUGAAUGGUCUCUGGACAGUAAAGAUGCUGAUGGCGCUCUUGAUGUUGUUCAGCAAUUCCAAAAAGCUGCAAACGCUGGUAGUGGCCCAGUUAUUUCUCUCGAGCACGAUCUGUUUGCCACCUCUGAACCACAGGCUGCUCCGGCUCUUGAUGCGAUCCUUGCUGGAUCUGGUAAAUAUGUUCCCAUGCCUAUUGACAAGUGCCUUGGAUAUGCUGCUUACGAUGAAGGAUUCUGGGAUCGUGUUGCUGGAAAGGGUCUUCCACCAGUCAAUCCUCUUCCUGUUAGUACGGCUUCUGCUGCCGCCACAAGUCAUUCCACAUCUCCAGCACUUCCUACUGGCUUGGUAAACAAAAAUCCUGCUUCAAGUAGUACAGGAUCGGUAGCCAAAAGUGGUAGCAUUGCUAGCCAGAUCUCUUUUGGAGUCUCUGCUAUUGCUAUUGCUGUUGGUUUGGUUUUUGUCUAAAAAUGUCUUGGCCUGGAAUCUUACAUCAACUUAUUUUCAUUGAUAUUGAGUUCAAAUAAUAAAC